Molecule: messenger RNA, 1316 nt
Organism: Drosophila santomea
Lineage: Eukaryota; Metazoa; Arthropoda; Insecta; Diptera; Drosophilidae
Product: serine protease inhibitor 42Dd-like
Exons: 4
Coding region: 37-1191 (384 amino acids)
Molecular function (GO): serine-type endopeptidase inhibitor activity
Source: RefSeq, a predicted model, not a curated record
UUUUAGUUUGCAGUGGCCUCACUUAGAGAGUAAAACAUGAAGUACUUGUAUUGGAUCUUACUGACCACGUCAGUACUGAGUCAAUUCACCAACAAGCUCUACCGAAACUUUUUGCAGGAUAAUAAUCAACAUAACAUAAUAUUCUCGCCUCUUUGCGUCGAGAUUGGAAUGAGCAUGAUUCUCAUGGGAGCGGAAGGAAAUACAGCCAAUGAACUGAGAAAGGUUCUGAAUCUGCCGGAGGAUAAGAAAGAACUAGCUAAUCUAUACGAUGAGCUAUGGACUAAACUCGAAAGGCGCAAGAAGGUGGCCAUUCUCCAUUUGGCGAAUCGAUUGUUCGUCAACGAAACAAUUGGAGUUAACGAGCGCUUCAAUAAACUGGUCAAUAAGUACUUUAGGGCCGAGGCAGAGGCCAUUAAGUUGGCCGAUCGAUCAAAAGCAGCCAGGGCUAUAAACGAUUGGGUGCUCGACCAGACACUCGAUAAUGUGAAAGACAUUGUAACACCCAGUGACUUGACCCCCGAUGAAAGUGCGGUCAUGAUCAACGCAGCUUUCUUCAAGGGCUACUGGAAGACAAGAUUCGAAAAGAAGAACACCAAGCCUAAGAUAUUCUAUGUAUCCAAAAAUUACACAGUAAUUGUCAAUAUGAUGUCUCAAGAUGGUCGAUUUAAGAUGCGUACUUCGCCCUUUGACCAAAUUAUUGAGCUGCCCUUCGCAUACUCAAACCUUUCAAUGGUAAUCGUUCUGCCCAAGGACAAUGGGUCGCUUACUCGGGCAGAAGCCACAAUCGAAAGUUACUCACAGAUAGUCCUCACUGAAAUGGAUGUACAUGUGCAGCUGCCCAAAUUCAAAAUCGAUUUUCGCACACAGCUAGUCGAAACUUUGAAAAGCAUGGGCAUAAAGGAUCUCUUCAACAGUUCGUCCGAUAUCAGCUCCCUUCUGAACCAGACUGGCACCAGAAUCAGCCAGGUUGUACACAAAGCCUUAAUAGAGAUCGACGAAGAAGGCGCUUCCGCAGGAUCCGCUUCUGCAAGCCUCUUUCGAGGAUUGUCUGAUUAUCCGGGCAGUGUGGCUUCCUUUACAGUCAAUAGUCCUUUCGUCUUCAUGAUUCGCGAUAAUGACAACAUAUAUUUCCGUGGUCGCGUAGUUGAUCCUUCGAUGAAGAUCAUACCCUUUAAUCGCAGAAUUAUAUAGAAAGCAACAGAUAUCCGAUCUAUAUAACGAUAAAGUUUAUUUAAGCGUAUGCACGUAUUAAAACGGAUACAAUAAAAAUUCCUGUCGUCCUUAACUUAUUCCAUUCAUGAAUGGAAAUUUCUAUA